Molecule: messenger RNA, 1005 nt
Organism: Ambispora gerdemannii
Lineage: Eukaryota; Fungi; Glomeromycota; Glomeromycetes; Archaeosporales; Ambisporaceae
Source: the annotation of a GenBank genome assembly
AUGAACGUGGGAAUAUGUACGGGAACUUCUUUCUGGAAACGAUCCGAAUCAAUUACCAAUUGGGAUGAACGUGAUCGCAUUAUGGAAGCUCAACAAAACGAAACUGAGCGCGCUGCCAAUGCUAUUGGAAAAUAUUUACUAGGCGGUUGGGUAAUGACAGAUGAAGCUUGCCGAACCACUAGCUGUAACGUUCCGCUAAUGCGUUCGAAAGAUGGUACCAAAUGGUUCUGUGUUAUAUGUGAUGGUGACCCUUCCAAUGCAAACCGAAAACCUUCAGUUAGUCAGAAUUCAUUGUACACCAUGAGUCAAAACAUUUCUCCAAAUACAGAAGGUGAUGCCCUAAAUCAAACUGACGAAAAUCAAGCUCGACAACAGCAAUCAAAGCUUGCUUCUCAUCUAAUUGGACAACAUUUAUUACAAGGAUGGGCAUUAAUUGAUGAAAUUUGUCCAUCGAAUACUUGCUAUGGGGUGCCACUAAUUCGCGCUCGUGAUAGGAAAAAAUACUGUGUCAUUUGCAAAAAUUAUUAUUUAUCUGAAUCGGAACUAGAUCAAUCGAGAAACAUUAAUAGAAUAAUAACAAAUGAAAUUGGCUCAUCACAAACGCUUGUAAAGCAAGAAAAAAAGCAUGAAUUGGAAGAAGAUAUACAAUAUAAUCCAGCUAAACGGAACAAGAUUGAUUGUGAGACACAAUCAUCUGAUACUAUACAGCAACUCGAGAAAGAGGCAGAACGAGUGACAUUACUUUCAUCUCAAAAUACUUCAAAGCAACAAACUGACUCCACAAUCUUCACCGCUGGAUCAUUAACGGUCAGCAGCAAUACUUCUAUUACAACUGUUGAAAAGAAAACAAUCAUCACAAUAAGAGAAAAACUUGAACAAUUGCGGCUCAAGUUAACAUUAAGUAAUGAACCAAAAGAAAUCAUGGAAAUAUGUGAUAGUAUCAAAAGCUGUGCUCAGGCUUUAGAUGUGUUGAACGGGUAUUCGAACCGACAAAUGUAUUAUUAA